AUGCCUAGACCUCCACCUCCCUUUCCAGAGAGGUUGGUGAAAAAGACAGAAGAAGGAAAAUACCGCAGGUUUAUAGCUAUGUUGAAACAAUUUUCCAUCAAUGCUCCGCUGAUAGAAGCAUUGGAGAAAAUGCCUAGGUAUUCGAAGUUCAUGAAGGAUUUGGUGACCAAAAAGAGGGCUGCCAGUUUUGAAAGUGAAGACAAGUUGCAGCAUUGUAGCGCCAUUGCUACUAGGUUACUUGUACAAAAUAAAAAGGAUCCUAGUGCUUUCACUAUUCUAUGUACAAUUGGUAUGUUGCACUUUGCAAAGGCCUUGUGUGACUUAGGUGCUAGCAGUAACUUGAUGCCAAUGUCGAUUAGAAAAAGUUGGGUUGAUUUUGAGGUCCCCAUCAUCUUUGGGAGACCAUUUCUUACUACUGGGUGUGGAUUGGUUUAUAUGGAGAGAGGGCAGAUGAAGUUUUGGUUGAACAAUAAAGAGGUAACUUUUAAUAACUGUCGGUCUAUGAAGCAUGAAAGUGAUCUUAAGUUGGUGUCGGUAGUCAAUCAUACUGUGGAGCAAGAAUCAGAAGUGGCUAUUGAAGAGAGGUUAGGUGUUGAAGCACUAGCAGCUGUUCUUCCAUCUUACUUGCGGGAUGUAUUUUUGGGCCAGAAUAACACGUUGCCAGUUAUUAUUGCUGCUGAUCUGAGUGAAGGGCAAGUAGAGGCUUUGACAUCGGUAUUGAAGCGGUUUAAAAGGGAUAUAGGUUGGACCAUUGCAGAUAUAUUAGGAUUCCACCGGGCAUUUGUUCUCAUAAGAGUCAACUCACACCGGACAACAAACCAAGUGUUGAAUAUCAACGAAGACUGA
Messenger RNA from Solanum tuberosum (potato), 846 nucleotides. RefSeq lists its product as uncharacterized. The transcript has 3 exons. The record is from RefSeq and is a predicted model, not a curated record. NCBI's taxonomy places the organism in Eukaryota, Viridiplantae, Streptophyta, Magnoliopsida, Solanales, Solanaceae. The coding region runs from base 1 to 846 and encodes 281 amino acids.